UCGAAGACCCGGCACCAACAGCGGCACCGGCACCUUAUGUCUGUCGACUAUCAGUGAUCAUCGCUGACAUCGACCGAUCGUUCCUGCGUUCUCCGGCUCAGUCGAUCAUCUUCGAUGCUCUGCGUCCCGUUCUAGCGUGCAGAUCGUGUAUUCUUGCUCAUCGAAGUGGUCGUGAAGUGACGAUAGGCGCCGUGGGCCGAAGAAGAAAUCCGGUCGUAAACGGAGACUCAUCUUCCUACCACCUCCAAACGGCCAAACCGGUAGUACAUGGUUGAGUGAGUGUUCAAAGCGUUAUCUGACACCAGCAGAGAGUGAGCCGCGGGAUCAAGGCUCUAGCGUGCUAUAGGUGUCCAUCCAGUGUGCAGCCGUGAAUUCUGGCAUCCCAGUGCGCAGUGUCGUGGUUCUGUUAGGAAGGUCAAUUAAGAGCUACGAAAUGUCCCCAAACCGAUACAAAAGGGUGACGGCGAAGAGCAUGUUGUUGGGCAGCAUACUGCUACCGGUCGUUAGUUGCCUACUGUGGCUCACCGGAUCUGCGAGUGGCCAGUACCUGACCUCACCUUGCCCCGAGAUAUUUAGCUACAGACUGGAGCCCAGCACGAACCAGGCGUUCGGUUACAUUGAGCUAAACAAUCUACGCAUCGGCACUACUGUAAAGCUAAUGGUUGAUCUAUCCUACAAUGUGGAGGUUUCAAAGCAAAACCUAGGCUCGAUCACUCUGGUGAAAUCGAAUGAAGAAACAUUCCGUGACAUCUACAACAACCUACCGGCACAGUACCGGGUGAACUUUCCGUUUAGAAACAUCUACCCGAAGGUGCUGGCCAUCAGAGUGAACGGUGAAACGGUCUGCAGCGGAUCACCGGCCCAAGGACGAAUCGUAACGACGGUCAAUCUGGAUCACACACUGUACACUGAGGUACAGCAACUACCGUUCGGGGCUCAGGGUAAUGGAAUACAGUUCCUGCCAGGCAUGGGCAAUGGCUUCCAGUCACCGGCACAACAGCAACCGGUCACUCAGCGGCCCAAUGUCUUUAGACCGCAAGUGCAGCCAGUUACACGCCCGACCGUUUAUCAACCUCCAGUGCAGACAGUACCACAGUAUCCUGAACGACCACGACCUCAAACUGUGCCCCAGCCGCAACCACAGCCACAAGCACAACCCCAACCGGAGUCGCAGCCCCAACCUCAACCGCAGUCGCCGUCUGCAACCAAUUCUGAAAUUCUCUGCGGUACGGUGGCUCCCCUGGGUAACCGGCUAUCGAUCAAUGGAAAGCGUUCCUCCCGGGGCCAGUUUCCUUGGGCUGCCCCGAUCUUUAAUACUGCCGGAGUGCCCAAACCACAGUACAUCUGCGGCAGCAGCAUCAUCAGUACCACGCACUUGAUAACGGCAGCCCAUUGCAUGUUCUUCCCGGACGGCACAGAACGGCAGCCUGACCAGCUCACGGUGGUGCCCGGAAUGUUCAACAUCGACAACUUCUUCGACAACGAUAAUCAGGAUCGGGAGGUGUCGAAAAUCCAUACGCACGAGGAGUACGUACACGAGGAUCUGCUGGUGACUGAUUCCGAUAUUGCCGUGCUAGUGCUAUCACAAGCGAUAAUCUAUAACGAUGUGGUUCGGCCUGUCUGUCUGUGGAGUGGGAGCGACAAUCAGGACCAGGUCGUUGGUAGCAAAGGGUACGUGUCUGGCUGGGGCAUCACGGAGUCGGGUGAUGCGAAGUAUCCGAGCUACGUGACGGCUACUAUCAAGGAUAGGCGCGAAUGCUCCCGGCAGCUUGGUCGCCUGUUUUCAGCCAACUCGCGAACGUUCUGUGGCGAUGGGGAAGGUGCAGUCCCGUGCAACGGGGACUCGGGCAGUGGGCUGGUCAUCAAGCGCGGCCGACAGAACUUUCUGCGAGGCGUUGUCUCCGUCGGUCAAUACGAUCAGGUGACACUGCUAUGCGAUACCGAAAAGUAUGUCGUCUACACCGAUGUGGCACCGUUCCGCUACUGGUUGUUGCGUAUCACAAAAUCCUAGGGCUGAGUGGGGCCAGGAUCCGUGUGUUCGGGAGGGGGCCGCGUGCUCGUCCCGGGAGGCUGUCUUCACGAUCUUCUUUUACUCAUCCCCGUAAAUUCCUCAUUAGGUUUGAAAUAGUGCCAAUAAGUGUUUGUCAUUGCUGCAAAUGACUGGAAAUUCCGUGGCCAAGCGAAGCAUUCUCGUAGAAGUACUUAGUUAAUGGUUGUCGAAUGGCCAUUUGUCUGCCUUUCACUAAACUUGUAUAUCAUAUUUAUUCAGUAACAGUUAGAUCCGAAUGUCGCAGACCAUAUAGCAGCAUGGCCGGACUAUCAUAAGUCAAAUAAAUUCUAUACUACAUAUAUGA
This is a messenger RNA of Anopheles darlingi, 2354 nucleotides long. RefSeq names its product serine protease gd-like. The record is from RefSeq and is a predicted model, not a curated record. Gene Ontology annotation, molecular function: serine-type endopeptidase activity. Lineage: Eukaryota; Metazoa; Arthropoda; Insecta; Diptera; Culicidae. The transcript is spliced from 3 exons. The coding region runs from base 434 to 2011 and encodes 525 amino acids. Gene Ontology annotation, biological process: proteolysis.